Chelmon rostratus (copperband butterflyfish) is the source of this 2296-nucleotide messenger RNA. Its product is annotated as keratin, type II cytoskeletal 8-like. The record is from RefSeq and is a predicted model, not a curated record. Bases 59 to 1720 code for a protein of 553 amino acids. Gene Ontology annotation, molecular function: structural constituent of skin epidermis. Gene Ontology annotation, cellular component: keratin filament. The transcript has 9 exons. Gene Ontology annotation, biological process: intermediate filament organization; keratinization. NCBI's taxonomy places the organism in Eukaryota, Metazoa, Chordata, Actinopteri, Chaetodontiformes, Chaetodontidae.
CCCUCUGCACAAUCUCUCCUCUUGCACCACCUCACUGCUACAGACACCCUCUGCGACCAUGUCUGUCAGAGCCAUGAAGACCACCACCUUCUCCACUGUGUCGUCCUCCAGGGGCCCAUCCCAGGGCUUCAGCAGCCGCUCCUUCUCUGGCUAUGGUACACGUGGUGUGGGUAGUGGCAGGCAGAACUACGCUGUCCGCAGCUCUUAUGGGGGAGUGGGCAGCAGUGGUGCUGCUGUGGGCACUGGGGGGUUUAAAGUGGUUGGUGGGUAUGUUGCUGGAGGGUCUGGACAAAGAGGAAGUGGAGUAGAGUUUGGCUAUGUGGGCUUCGGUGGAGGUAUGGGAGGUGGCAUGGCCAAUGAAGUGGUGGCCCCCAUCACUGCGGUGACCGUGAACAAGAGCCUGCUGGCCCCCCUGAACCUGGAGAUUGAUCCCACUAUCCAGGUGGUCCGCACCCAGGAGAAGGAGCAGAUCAAGACCCUGAACAACCGCUUUGCUUCCUUCAUUGACAAGGUACGUUUCCUGGAACAGCAGAACAAAAUGCUUGAGACCAAGUGGAAACUUCUGCAGGAACAGACCACGUCUCGCUCCAACAUUGAUGUCAUGUUCGAAGCCUACAUUGCCAACUUGCGUAAGCAGCUGGACAACCUGGGACAUGAAAAAGUCAAGCUCGAGUCCGACCUGCAUCAGAUGACGGGCCUGGUUGAGGACUUCAAAAACAAGUAUGAGGAUGAGAUCAACAAGCGCAAUGAGUGUGAGAACAACUUUGUCCUCACAAAGAAGGACACUGAUGCAGCCUACAUGGUCAAAGUGGAGCUGGAAGCCAAACUGGAUGGGCUCUCCGAUGAGAUUGAGUUCCUGAGGCAGAUCUUUGACGCAGAAAUCCAAGAGCUACAGGGACAGAUCAAGGACACCUCUGUUGUGGUGGAGAUGGACAACAGCCGUAACCUUGACAUGGAUGCCAUCGUUGCGGAGGUGCGCGCCCAGUAUGAAGACAUUGCCAACCGUAGCAGAGCCGAGGCCGAGUCGUGGUACCAGACAAAGUAUGCAGAGAUGCAGCAGUCAGCAGGUAGAUACGGUGACGAUCUGAAGUCGACCAAGGCUGAGAUCGCUGACAUGAACCGCAGGAUAAUGAGGCUCCAGUCUGAAAUUGACAUGGCUAAAUCACAGCGGAACAGUUUGGAAGGUCAAAUCGCAGAGGCUGAGGAGCGAGGAGAGCUGGCAGUGAAGGACGCCAAACUCCGCAUCAGAGACCUGGAGGAAGCUCUCCAGAGAGCCAAGCAGGAUAUGGCGAUGCAAGUGCGCCAGUACCAGGAACUGAUGAAUGUGAAGCUGGCUCUGGACAUCGAGAUCGCCACCUACAGGAAGCUGCUGGAAGGAGAGGAGGACAGGUUAGCAGCCGGAAUCAAGACCACUGUAUCCAAACAGACGUCUGUGAACUACAGUGCCUACGGCCUGGAGAGCUCCCGCACCCCGUCCUACACCAGCUGCUCCUUUGGUGGAGUCAAGGCCAGCAGCGGUUCUUUCGCUGCCCCAGAGGGAGCAGCGGUGAAGAGCACCACAGUCACCAAGACGGAAACUGUGGUGAUCAAGACGGAGGAGAAGAAGGAGGAGGAGGAGAAGCAGGAGGAGGUGGAAGCUCAGGCAGCGAUCGAGGAGCCGGCCGCCGUGGAGGAGAAGGAGCAGGAGCAGGUGGAGGCUGAAGCUGUUCCUGAGGAGUGAUGCUUUGUGUUCGGAUGUUGGUCUUUAAAGAAACACACACACUCUGCUCUAUUACCCAGUUCUUUACUGAUUCAUUCACCAAGGUGCCUUCACCUAAUAAUAGGUGUGUUUCUACUGUCAGCGGUGUAAACACAGCUUUCCUUCACAUAUCCUUCAUGAAGAGGUGGACGGGUCUGUGUUCAGGUUUCUGAAAACUCUCACUGUAGGUUAAUAAGUUCUUUACUGUCAACUGUAGUCCGAGUCACUGCUCGUGGUUCAGUGAUCACUGCACCACACCUGUUUCGACAGCAGGUGGCACUAUUGUAUGUGUUUUCCUCUGCUGCUCCAUCCAGCUGUUUGACCAACUUGAAGCACUGCACAUCCACCUAUGACACACAGCUGAUAGGAGCAGUUUGGGAAAAAUGAGCCAUCGCCAUGCUGAUCUUCUUAUACUAAACCUGCUGUACCUAAAUAGUUAAGUAAGAAGACAGCCAGUCACAAAAGUCCUCUUCUACUUAAGUAUAUCUUUUUUCAGUGCACCACUGUUGGCAACACCCGAAGUCCUCUUUGCUCGGCAAUAAAUCUUCUUCAAAAAGU